CCCUGGUCCGCGCGGGGCGCCCCGCUUUCCCACCCGCGCUCGGGCGGGCGCCCGGGGGCUUUCCUGCCUCUGUGGUCCCGAGCUCCGCCGCAGGCUGCGCUGGUUUAUAUGCCGUUCUACGGCGUCAUGUUCCGGUGCAGUGCCAGCUGCUGUGAGGACAGCCAGGCGACCAUGCAGCAGGUGCACCAGUGCAUCGAGCGCUGCCACGCGCCUCUAGCUCAGGCCCAGGCCUUGGUGACCAACGAGCUGGAAAAGUUCCAGGACCGCCUGGCCCGGUGCACGAUGCACUGCAAUGACAAAGCCAAAGAUUCAAUGGACGCAGGGAAAAAGGAGCUUCAGGUGAGGCAGCAGCUGGACAGUUGCGUGGCCAAGUGUGUAGAUGACCACAUGAACCUCAUUCCAACUAUGACCAAGAGGAUGAAGGCAUCUCUCUCAUCUAUUGGGAAAUAAAGGCUUUGCCAGCGGCCACUGUGGCCGAGGGCAGGAAUCUAUUUUAUAAGAAUGGCAGUCUUAGUCUUUUACAUAAAAUUUGUGAAGAAACUAAGGAUAAAAGGAAGUUUGUGACAUACUUCACUUGCCUGUGGACCCUGCUUCCUCUGUUUGGAUGCUAGAAAGUAAAAUUGAAAAAAAAAAAAAAAUGGUGCUAAAGUUUGGAUCAAAGAUAGCAUAAGGAAGUGUUUUAGAGCCUACAUUUCACGUAGUAAGCCCUUACCCUGAAGUAGACUCUCCCUCAUA
This is a messenger RNA of Octodon degus (degu), 735 nucleotides long. It is a transcript of the gene Timcc, whose product is annotated as family with sequence similarity 136 member A. Gene Ontology annotation, cellular component: cytoplasm. The transcript has 3 exons. NCBI's taxonomy places the organism in Eukaryota, Metazoa, Chordata, Mammalia, Rodentia, Octodontidae. Bases 109 to 450 code for a protein of 113 amino acids. The record is from RefSeq and is a predicted model, not a curated record.